This is a messenger RNA of Triticum dicoccoides, 1246 nucleotides long. RefSeq names its product pathogenesis-related thaumatin-like protein 3.5. Lineage: Eukaryota; Viridiplantae; Streptophyta; Magnoliopsida; Poales; Poaceae. The transcript has 4 exons. The record is from RefSeq and is a predicted model, not a curated record. Bases 42 to 1067 code for a protein of 341 amino acids.
GAAGCAGGAGGGAAUCAUGUCUCUGCAUUGUGUUCCCAGGAAUGGACACAAGUGCCAUGUUCCCAAGUCUUGGAACACAGGAAAAGGCGGUUCUGCCUGGCUGGCUGGAGAAUCUGAGGAGGAAGCAAGGAAGGAGGCCAUGGCAAGCAAGUGAAUCUGCAAUGGGUAGGUCCCCAGGGCCGAGGAGGUGGAGGGCCCUGCUUCUGCCUCUGUUUCUCAUCUUCUUCUUCUCAGGGGCAACGAGGCGCGCGGAGUCGGCCCGGGAGUUCACGCUCAUCAACCAGUGCAAGACGGAGGUGUGGCCGGCGGUGACGCCGGGCGAGAGCUUCGGGGGCGGUGGCUACGCGCUCCGCUCUGGCGAGUCGGUUGUCUUCACCGCCCCCGUGGGGUGGUCGGGCCGCGUGUGGGGCCGCACCGGCUGCGACUUCGACUCGGCUGGCAACGGCACGUGCGAGACGGGCGGGUGCGGGACGUCGCUGCAGUGCGAAUCGGCGUCGGGGGCCGCUCCGGCGACGCUGGCGGAGUUCACGCUGGCGGCGACCGACUACUAUGACGUGAGCCUGGUGGACGGCUUCAACCUCCCCGUGGUGGUGACCCCGACCCCGACGAGCGCCAACUGGACGGGCUGCGCGCCGGCGGGGUGCGACGGCGAUCUGCGCCAGGGCUGCCCUUCGGAGCUGGCCGUGAAGGGCGACGGGGGGAAGGUGGUGGCGUGCCGGAGCGCGUGCGACGUGUUCGGGACCGACCAGUACUGUUGCCGCGGGCAGUACGCCAACCCGGUGGCCUGCCAGCCGACCUUCUACUCGAAGAAGUUCAAGGCGGCGUGCCCCGCCGCCUACAGCUACGCCUACGACGACCCCUCCUCCAUCUUCACCUGCGCCCAGUCGCCCGACUACACCAUCACCUUCUGCUCCAGCAACAUGAAGCAAUCGGUGUGCUCGUACCGCGACAGCCGGCUCGUCUGCAGCGGCUCCGGCAGGAGCACCUCCUCUCCACUAAUGCUUGUGAUGCUGCUGCUGCUGCUGCUCUGCAGCAUCCUGGCAUUGCAAUUUGCAUCCCCAGUGUGACUGAAUGGUUGAUUAAGGCUUAAUCAUCCAAGAGCAAGCUGACCUGACCCUCUUCUUGAUAUAGUUCUUUUUGGAUUUUUUUUGUACUAUGAGAAACAAAGAGUAUAGGUGAUUCAUGGAUCAAACUUCUCACUGUCAGUCAGUCAGUACCAUUUGAAUUUGAAUGAGAGUUAUACAGA